GUGAUGGUGAUGACGAGGUGAAAAUGGCGGAUCUUUCGAAAUACAAUCCCAGCCCCUGACAUACCAGAGACGGCGGCAGCGGCGGUGUCGCCACCCGGCUCCCUUCUCCGUCUCCGGGUACCCUGUAGCGCUCCAGUUUGGGCAAACUGAGAAAGGAAGCGGCUGGCCCGAGCUACCCAGCAAAGCAAAACAAGCAACGCCCGGGCUUGGAAUUGCCCGGGACCUUCUGGAGCCCCCACCUUGGAGCUGGAGGGAGGAGAAAGCGGCAGCCGCUGGAGUGCCUGAUCAACUUUCUAGCAGGAGAACGAUCAUGGAGGUGGUGCCAGCUGAGGUGAAUAGUUUGCUUCCAGAGGAGAUAAUGGACACUGGUAUAACGUUAGUGGAUGAUGAUAGUAUUGAGGCUGUUAUUGUUUCAUCCCCAAUUCCCAUGGAGACAGAACUGGAAGAAAUUGUCAACAUAAAUUCUACUGGUGACUCUACAGCCACGCCCAUUUCCACGGAACCAAUUACAGUGUACAGUAACCACACUAACCAAGUUGCAGUGAAUACCACAGUUACUAAAGCAGAUUCUAAUACCACAGUGAAACCAGCUUUUCCAAGUGGCCUUCAAAAACUUGGUGCUCAGACUCCUGUGACUAUAUCAGCCAAUCAGAUUAUUUUAAACAAAGUAUCACAGACAUCUGAUCUUAAACUUGGCAAUCAGACCCUUAAACCAGAUGGACAGAAGUUAAUUUUAACAACUUUGGGCAAGUCUGGUUCACCAAUUGUUUUAGCACUACCCCAUAGCCAACUACCCCAGGCUCAGAAAGUUACAACUCAGGCCCAGUCAGGAGACGCAAAGUUACCACCACAGCAAAUUAAAGUAGUUACCAUUGGAGGGAGGCCAGAGGUGAAACCUGUCAUUGGUGUCUCAGCAUUGACCCCAGGAAAUCAACUGAUUAAUACUACAACUCAGCCCUCUGUGGUACAGACCCAACAGUUAAAAACAGUACAGAUUGCUAAGAAGCCUCGAACACCAACCUCUGGUCCUGUAAUCACGAAGCUGAUCUUUGCAAAACCAAUUAAUAGUAAACCAGUUACAGGACAGACAACUCAAGUAUCACCACCAGUCAUUGCAGGUAGGGUUCUUUCACAGUCUACUCCUGGAACUCCAUCAAAGACUAUCACAAUAUCUGAAAGUGGUGUUAUUGGAUCAACUUUAAAUUCUACAACACAGACACCAAAUAAAAUAGCCAUCUCACCAUUGAAGUCACCAAAUAAGGCAGUGAAAUCAGCUGUGCAGACCAUCACUGUUGGAGGCGUGAGCACAUCACAAUUUAAGACAAUUAUUCCUCUGGCAACUGCUCCCAAUGUUCAGCAGAUUCAAGUGCCUGGAAGCAAGUUUCAUUAUGUCCGACUUGUUACUGCCACAACAGCCAGUAGCUCAACCCAACCAGUUAGUCAGAACCCCAGUACAAACACUCAGCCUCUCCAGCAAGCAAAGCCAGUGGUUGUUAAUGCAGCCCCAGUACGGAUGUCAGUUCCAAUUGUCCCAGCACAAACUGUCAAACAAGUUGUUCCAAAACCAAUCAAUCCAACAUCACAGAUAGUUACUACUAGCCAGCCUCAGCAACGGCUUAUCAUGCCUGCCACACCACUGCCACAAAUCCAGCCAAACCUCACUAACCUUCCACCAGGCACUGUCCUGGCACCAGCCCCAGGAACUGGAAAUGUAGGCUAUGCAGUACUUCCAGCUCAGUAUGUUACUCAGCUACAGCAGUCUUCAUAUGUAUCUAUAGCGAGCAACUCUAACUUUACUGGAACACCUGGUAUCCAGACCCAGGCAAGGCUUCCAUUCAAUGGCAUAAUCCCUUCGGAGUCUGCCAGUCGGCCCAGAAAGCCCUGCAAUUGUACAAAGUCGCUGUGUUUGAAAUUAUAUUGUGAUUGCUUUGCAAAUGGUGAAUUUUGCAACAACUGCAAUUGUACUAAUUGUUAUAACAAUUUGGAACAUGAAAAUGAAAGGCAAAAAGCAAUAAAGGCAUGUCUUGACAGAAAUCCAGAAGCCUUUAAGCCUAAAAUAGGCAAAGGAAAGGAAGGAGAAUCAGAUCGACGUCACAGUAAAGGAUGUAAUUGCAAACGAUCAGGAUGUCUUAAAAACUACUGUGAAUGCUAUGAGGCAAAGAUAAUGUGUUCCUCAAUAUGCAAAUGUAUUGGUUGUAAGAAUUUUGAAGAAAGCCCAGAAAGAAAGACUUUGAUGCACUUGGCAGACGCAGCCGAAGUCAGGGUCCAACAACAAACAGCAGCAAAGACUAAGCUAUCCUCUCAAAUUUCAGACCUGCUCACAAGGCCGACCCCAGCUUUGAACAGUGGAGGCGGGAAAUUGCCAUUUACGUUCGUAACCAAGGAAGUAGCUGAAGCCACGUGUAACUGCCUUCUCGCCCAGGCAGAACAGGCAGACAAGAAGGGAAAAUCAAAGGCAGCAGCUGAACGGAUGAUACUUGAGGAAUUUGGACGAUGUUUGAUGAGCGUCAUCAACUCUGCAGGAAAAGCAAAAAGUGACCCUUGUGCCAUGAAUUGCUAACUUUUACAGAAAACACAGAUGAAUGGAACUGUACAGAAAAUUUAAGGUGCAGAGACACUUGAUUUUCUGGAAGAUUAACAAUUACUGUAUUGUUAAUUCUGUCCUUAUUGUAAGAGACCUGGAAUUAUAAUAUUGAAAGAGAAGAAAUUUUAAGUAAGGAAUUAGUACAUUUUAACUCUUAUUUAACUCUGCUUAAGCCCCUUCUAAAUUGAGUUUUUCCUUAUUGUAUUAUAGAGAUUUUUAAUUUGCUUGGGUUUCCUGAGAAUUAGAUGUUCUAUCAUUCGAUUCUAUUGACAUAAAACAUUUAUAAAUUAUUAUGAUAUGAUUUAUAAUGUAUGCUGUUGUAUGACUUUGUUCUGCUAGAGGAAGUCAAAGAGCAUUGGU
Molecule: messenger RNA, 2944 nt
Organism: Orycteropus afer afer
Lineage: Eukaryota; Metazoa; Chordata; Mammalia; Tubulidentata; Orycteropodidae
Gene: LIN54
Product: lin-54 DREAM MuvB core complex component
Biological process (GO): regulation of DNA-templated transcription
Cellular component (GO): nucleus
Source: RefSeq, a predicted model, not a curated record